AAAAUCCAAUUGGAGCGCACCAAGAGAAUCGUUCUGCCAUAGUCCGAGGUUCUCGGGCUUUAUAUAGCUGAUCCAAAAGGGUCUACGAGCGUUUUUUGGAUGUGACCUUGUUGCACAGGGCCUAGGAGGAAAGGAGUAGUAAGCAUAUGGACGCGGACGGAGCGAGCGAGGGUGAGGAGCAGCGUGAGGCUGUAGCGACUCCGGAUCAGCCACGGCUCAUGAUCAGCAAGAUCGUGUGCACAAACUUCAAGUCCUACGCGGGGGUCAAGGAGCUCGGUCCCUUCCACAAGUGCUUUACGUCAAUAGUCGGGCCCAACGGGAGCGGAAAGUCAAACGUAAUUGACUCCAUGCUGUUCGUGUUUGGCUACCGCGCGAGAAAGAUCCGCUCCAAGAAGAUAUCGGUACUCAUCCACAAUUCCGACAAGCAUCGAGACCUCCAGAGUUGCACGGUCGCUGUUCACUUUCAACACAUUGUUGACAUGGAGGGAGAUGAGUAUUCUGUGGUCCCAGGGAGUCAGUUUGUCAUCUCUCGGACGGCCCACAAAGACAGCAGUUCGUACUACAGUCUCAACGACACCAGGAAACCCUUCAAAGACAUCGCAGCUCUCCUCAGAGAGAGCGGAAUCGAUCUCGAUCACAACAGAUUUCUCAUUCUUCAGGGUGAGGUAGAGCAGAUUGCUCUCAUGAAACCAAGAGCACAGACGGAGCACGAUGAGGGAAUGUUGGAAUUUCUGGAAGACAUCAUUGGAACCUGUGAAUGUGGAGAGCACGAACAAAAGGCGAGAGGAAGAAAGGAAGAGCUUGAGGCCCAGGUCAAGGAUCACGAAACAGUUCUGGCCCAGUUGUCAGCUGAAAGGAAAGAGAAAUUGAAAACUCAGAAAAAGGACUACAAAGUAUAUGAGCGUCUAGCUAAGGGCAGCGAGGAGUGUAAAGAGAGCAUGGCCAGCUGUGAGCAGAGGGACGUCAGAGCAAGACAGGCAAGAUGUGAAGAACGCCAGGAAUACCCAGAAGAAGACGACCAAGAGCCUGGAGAAGGAGAGGGGAGGCUGAAGGAGCUGCAGGCUGCUCCGGAGAAACACCGCGGCGAGAUUACAAAGACGGAGGCGAAACUUGUCACCCUUGAGGCGAGAAGGGAGGAGGAGGAGCAAAGGCUGCUGGAAGUCAUGGAGAGUGAGGGAACAUUGCUUUUAUUCUUCUGUACAUCUUGGUAUGUAUGUGACUGUAUGUACGUUUGUAGGUCUGAAGACUGCCACUGUCGAACAACAGAGGAGAAGGAGGAACACGAGACAAAGUUGAUAGAUUUGAAGAGGGCGGUAAAUGAGGCGAAAUCUAAGUUGGAUGUGGCAGUGGCAGAGUUAGAAAUCUACAGAGAGAAACACACUCGUCUCGAGAGGCAAAUCGACGAAAUACGAACACAACUUGAGACCGUCUCUAAGUCACUUGAAGAAGAUCAGGCGACCCACACGUCACUUCAGAAGAGCCUGCCGGCCAAGAAGAAGAGACUUACAAAGGCCCAGGCUGAGCUGACGGCACUCACGGAGAAGUGGGAGGGGCUUAGGAAGGAAGGGACAGGUGCUAAAGGCCCUGAUGGAGCAACGAGAUUCUGUAAAAUUUCUGGUAUCCACGGGCGACUGGGUGACCUGGGAGCCAUUGACGACAAGUACGACGUUGCCGUGAGCACGGCUUGUCGGGCACUGGACUACAUUGUUGUCGACACCAUGGAUACCGCCAUGAAAUGUGUCGAAUUCCUGAAGAAGAGGAAUAUCGGUUUGGCCACUUUCAUCGGUCUGGAUAAGAUUGAGCAUUUGAGGAAAGAGUGCAACAUCCAAGAUAACCACGUACGUACCCCAGAGUCAGUUCCGCGGCUGUACGAUCUCAUCCGACCCAAAGACCCUCUCUUUGCGGCCGCCUUCUUCUUUGCCCUGAGGAAUACUCUCGUUGCCACUGACCUCGACCAGGCCACUCGCAUCGGCCUGCAGGGGAGAACCAGAUUUCGUGUGGUAACACUGGGAGGACAGUUGAUUGACACCUCAGGUACCAUGUCGGGAGGGGGUGGAAAGGUCGCCAAGGGGAGAAUGUCGUCUCGUAUCCACGACGACGUGUCGCCACAGCAACUGACACAGAUGGAAAGUUCGCUGACUCGGAAAGAGAAAGAGUUGGAGGAGUGUGGCAAACGUAAGUCGGAACUGGAGGAAGAGGUGAAGAGACUAAAGACAGAGGUUUCAGUGGAGGAGACGGCGCUGAAGAAGACCGGGAGGUCGGUCGAGGUUCUCGGGUUGCAGCUGGAGGCCCUGCGAGAGAGGGAGAGGGAGCUGGAGAGGGAGAAGAGGGAGGGAGGAGGGAGCAAACUGGAUGCCGCACACCUGAAGAAGCUAGAGGGACAAGUGAAGACGUUUGAGAGAGAGUAUGAGAAAGCUUCAGAGAAGGCGGGCAAGGUUGAAGCUGUAGUGAAAAGAUUGCACGAGGAGAUAAUGGCAGUGGGCGGGGCCAGACUGAAGCCUCAGCAGGAGAUGGUCGAUAAACUGGUGAAGGAAAUCGACGACGCAAACGCAACUGUCACUAGAGCUACUGUCGGGAUCAAGACCAAUGAACGAGAUACGAAGAAGUGUGCGGACAAGAUCAGUUCUCUGGAGAGAGAUUUGGCAGAAACUGAAGCCAAGUUGGAGGAACUGAAGGGAGUGCUGACUCAACUGGAGGAAGAAGCCACACAGGUUGUCACCAAACAGGAUGAGAUGGAGGCAGAGCUGAAGGAGAAGGAGGUGCUGAUAGGGAAGAUGAAGAAGGAGAUUGAGGAGAUGCAGGCGCAGGAGGCCAGGGAGGAGGGGAAGUUGAUGGACGUUCGUCACGAACUGGAGAAGUACGUGGCAAAGAUGAAGGAAAACCAGCAGAAAAUCAACCACUUUAAGAAUGAGAUGAAGAAGCUGGAUGUUGGGGGUGAAGAGGUGCCCGUACUGACCCAGGAACAGCUGGAAUCUCUCGACAAGAAAGCUGUUGAGUAUGAGAUAACAAUGAUAGAGGAGAGGAUGAAACAAAUGACUCCAAACAUGGCCGCCAUUGAGGAGUACAAGAGGAAGGAAGAGCUGCACGCGGCGAGACUGGCAGAGCUGGAUACCGUCACUGCCGAGAGAGACGAAGCCAGGAAGAGAUUCGAGGAGCUCCGCAAACAGAGACUCGACCAGUUCAUGACCGGCUUCUCGACCAUCACUUACAAACUGAAGGAAAUGUAUCAGAUGAUAACGCUGGGAGGGGAUGCAGAGCUGGAGCUUGUGGACAGCCUCGACCCUUUCUCUGAGGGAAUCGUGUUCAGCGUGAGACCGCCAAAGAAAAGUUGGAAGAACAUUUCGAAUCUCUCCGGCGGCGAGAAGACACUUAGCUCACUGGCCCUGGUGUUUGCUCUUCAUCACUACAAGCCGUCUCCACUGUACGUGAUGGACGAAAUUGACGCUGCGCUAGACUUCAAGAACGUGUCCAUCGUAGCACACUACAUCAAGGAACGCACGAAGAACGCACAGUUCAUCAUCAUCAGUCUGCGUAACAACAUGUUUGAGCUCGCCGACCGGCUAGUCGGGAUCUACAAGACAGACAAUUGUACCAAGAGCGUUACCAUUAACCCUCACAAGCUGAGGGUAGGUGCCCCGCCCACUGCCCCUCCUACUACCAUCGCCACCGCCGAGGCUUAGGAACGAAAAACCUAAACUAGACCAUCGUUUCCUUCUUUAGCCAGUAAUUAUACAACACCACACUUUUCCAUGCUCCUAGCAAAACUAUUGCUUUCGCUCUGUCUGGUUUAAUGUGAGCAAAAAGUAAAGCUGAAACCAUUAUAUAUAGGCUAUUUGAAAUUAUGUUGACUCAAUAAUGUGGCACUUAUCCUUUUGUUAACGAGAUUAGCAAACUAAAACCAUAGCCAAAUUGAUGAAAUAA
Messenger RNA from Geodia barretti, 3921 nucleotides. The record is from the annotation of a GenBank genome assembly. NCBI's taxonomy places the organism in Eukaryota, Metazoa, Porifera, Demospongiae, Tetractinellida, Geodiidae.